AUGGAAGUCGAAUUAGCAGAAAUUCCAAGUGAUAACGAGUCAGUUGAUGGAUUGUGCAGCUCCGAUGAUGAUCUUGAAGAGAAUGACCUUACUAAUAGUAAGGAACGUAGAAGAAAUACUGUUGACAACAAUGAUGUUGAUGACGAGAAUGAUUUUGAUGAAGAUGACGAUUAUUCAUUAGAAGUAAGAGAAAAAUGGAAAAGAGUAAGUAAACCGAAAGCUGAUCUACCGUUUACGAAAGAUUGUGGGCCAAAUAUUCCGGAUGCGGUAUGUUCUCCAAUCGAGAUAUUUUUUUGCUUAUUUCCCGAAUCACUUAUUAAUCUCCUAGUUGAACAAACUAAUAUUUACCUGUUGCAAAAAAGAGGUAAGCAAAAAGAAGUAAAUCAAACCGAACUACUAACUUUUUUAGGAAUUAACAUUUUAAUGGGAAUUAAAAGACCUAAAUCAUAUCGCGAUUGCUGGUCGAUGAAUCCUCAAUUGCAUGAUCAUUAUAUAAGUGAAUUAAUGACAGUAAAUCGGUUUGGAUUUUUUCUUAGCCAUUUGCAUUUAAGCGACAACACAAAGGAACCUACAAGAGGAAGUCCAGAAUAUGAUAAACUUUAUAAGAUACGUCCUUUGGUGACAACGUUGAAUGAGACAUUCAAGAAAUAUUACUUACCGAAAAAAAACCAGGCUGUUGACGAAUCAAUGAUUAACUUCAAGGGAAGAAGCAGUAUGAAGCAAUACAUGCCAGCGAAACCGGUAAAACGAGGUUAUAAGUGUUGGGUACGUGCAGAUGAAUCUAGUUAUGUUUGA
Messenger RNA from Leptopilina heterotoma, 795 nucleotides. Its product is annotated as piggyBac transposable element-derived protein 4-like. NCBI's taxonomy places the organism in Eukaryota, Metazoa, Arthropoda, Insecta, Hymenoptera, Figitidae. Bases 1 to 795 code for a protein of 264 amino acids. The transcript has a single exon. The record is from RefSeq and is a predicted model, not a curated record.